CCUUCCCUUAUCCAAUGGGACUACAUUUGCUGCGCUUUUUUCCUUGGAUUUAUGAUGGUGCAGUGAAACCGUCCUAUAGCUAUAGCUACAAGGACGACAACAACUUUGGAGUAACGAUAGCAUUGUUGCAAUCUGCUCGCUUGCUCUACGUAGUGUUUCUCGUUCCAAAGUCGUGUUGUGUCUCUCGUUACAUAUAGUUCGUGGUACCUUCAUCGGCCCUACUGAGGUCUUUCAGCAUGUAUAGUUGUAACUCCGCUGACUCAGUCUUCAUGGAUGAGGCCUUUUAGUGAAGUCGACAACAUCAGUUUUCCCUUCAUAUAAAUAACGACGUGCUAACUUUAACGGAAAUAUGCUGGAACACGCUACGCCCACAAACACACUGAUAUCCAAGAACACUUUUCGUUUGCAAAUCUGCUAAGCCUUCAUUGAUGGGACCAACAGCCUAAUCGUUUUCGUGUGUUGUUCUUGUUCAUGAUUUGAUCAAUCCAUGUUCGCUGUAUAAAUCAUGGAUGGAAGAGUGCUUGGAACAACGACAAUUCCAUCGACAAGAACCGAUGUGCUGGACAGGAACAUGUUGAACGUGACGGAAUGUCUUUAUCGAAGGACAACGGAUUUCGACGCCAUUGCGUUGACCCUGUACAUCACCAAAGUCUACAUGAUGCCCGUUCUGGCCCUGCUCGGAUUCAUAGGGAACAGCCUUUCUUUCGUCGUAUUAACCAAGGAAAUGAGAUCCACGCCUACGGCAUUUCUGCUGAAGGCUUUAGCAGUUGCAGAUAACGCUGUCCUUACCGUUUACUUAUGUUUUUUCUCUAUCAGUUGUGUGUACGAGUAUACAGGGCACUUCCUCCCGUAUAAAAAGUACUUCGAGAUGACUAAAAGCUACUCCUGGGCCCUGUUAUGGUUUACCAAGGUAAUAUCAGUGUACCUUGUUGUAGCUGUUACUGUUGAACGAUUUAUCGCAGUCUGUCGUCCUCAUAAAGCAAGGACGUGGUGCAAAAUAAAAAACGCCAGGACUGCUGUCGGGUGUAUUUGUAUGUUUUCUUUGAUAUACAACCUGCCUAAGUGUUUUUCGUGGGAGACAGCUUUAAGAUACGAUCCGUGUUUAGAGGAGACAGUGCCAAUUGGGAUUGACACAGCUUUAGGGAAGAACCAAUAUUUCAACACGUUCUACAAAGUCAUUCUCUAUAUCAUGACAGUAUUCAUCAUUCCACUGACAACUAUUCUUGCUUUGAAUUAUCAACUGAUCAAAGCGAUAACGGUAGGUGGACAUCGGGGCAAUCUUCGCAAAAGGAGACACACAAAUUACGAUGCCAUCACUAAGCGAGUUGUGGCAGUAUGUGGUGUUUUUCUUAUUCUCGAGCUUCCAGCCGUCCUAAUGAAUAUCUUGGAAAUAAUUGCUUAUAUUGAUGGACAAGUCAAAGGCUACCAGCCGCUUUAUCUUGUUUCGGAGACCACCAAUGGUCUUAUCCACCUCGCCUAUACGUUUUCUGCCUUAAAUUCAUGCGUAAAUUUCUACAUAUACUUUUUAACAGGCAACCAAUUUCGGCGGACUCUGAAAUGGAUGUUGUUAGGUCAUUCGAAUGGGAUGGAUAAAAGUGCUCCAAAUAACCAUACCCUUGAAACAGGUGUUAGUGUGCACAGAUAAGAACCAAUAUUUUCAUUCGAAUCCAAACUUUGUAAAUAUGGAAAUACAUUGUAUGUGUUAUGCAACUACGUGUUAUGCAACCGUGUUAUGCGAUGAACUCGAGUGAACUGUGGACAUGGUCACAGUAGAGAUCCGAACGAAAGAAAUAAAGAAAAAAACACAAGCGUGGAUGGAUGUGAAUUAUCUAAUGAUGUAGUUGGUGAUUUCCUCUAAAAGUCUCAUUACCGAAAGCUGCAAUUUAAGUCAACGUGCCGUCAAUACCGACACAGCUCCUAAGGGAAAUGAUUGUACCCAUUAAUUUGCAUAGGCCGCAAAAGAUAAUGACGUGGCACUGCCAAAGUAAGCAAGUACCAUCAUUAUCAUUACCGCGGCGUCGCAACCCUUUUGGAUUAUUUUACCGGAGGUAUGGAGUCCACUACAGGCUACGGUCCACCUAUGCGGGAUGGCAUAGACACUCAGGAACAAGCGAUAAUACUGUGAUCACUCAGUUUGUGAAUUAUAUUUACAGGUACCUACUGUGUGAUGCUACUAUUUAUUCAUCGGUUUCGUUUGCGGGAUUUUUUAUUUUCGUGAUUACCAUAUUUUACAGAAUAAUCUUCUGUUAGAAUAACAGACAUUAAUAUAGCUGUAUUACAUGAUGUGACAACUUUCUGUGAGCAUCACGUUAUAACAUCUUGACUGGUGGUAUACACGGCUGGUGGUCACACAUGAGGACACGGAAGAUUUUCCUGACUUGGGGGCGCUUUACCCAACAGAUGGCGGCUUAAACUAUCAAUAAGUGAAGAGAUGAAAUAACUGCAGUUCUCACUAUCAAUGAUAUCAAGAAUUGAUAAAGGCUAAUGGAAUUACCGUAAGGCCAAAAGCCUAUCCUCUAUUGAAAGGGCAGUCACUGAAAUCAAGCUGGUAUUUUGCAUUACUUUAAUGGAAAGAUAUAAUCAAGAAGAACAAAACGAUUAGGGCAUUUCGCCACAGUGUGAAUUCCUUUCCACCGCGCUAUAGGGCGUGAUAGUGGGUGGGUAUCUGCAUACCAAUGAGGGGUUUUAAGGCCCCAUCAAAGUACAACUUACUUCUAUUUAUACUUACUUUUCAGCACUAUUGAAUUAGUCGAAUAACUUGAGGCAUGUACUUUUUGUGUAAGUAAUCAUGCACCACCUUGCGAUGGGCAACACUGAAGUAUAUCCAAAAGUGUACAAAUGAUACGCAGCCAUGUCUCUAGCUAGAUUUGCCGCUAGAGCAAAGGCACAUGAAGAUAAUGGACCGAUUACCCAAUCAAUCGAACGCCACACCAGCCCAUUAUCACUCAUCAGUGAGUGCUGUUAGUAGACUCUUUCUGAAUCUUAAUGAGUUCUGUUCAUGAAAAUUCAUUGCACAGGGAUGGUUCUGGUAUG
Messenger RNA from Lineus longissimus, 3033 nucleotides. RefSeq names its product FMRFamide peptide receptor frpr-18-like. Gene Ontology annotation, cellular component: membrane. Gene Ontology annotation, biological process: G protein-coupled receptor signaling pathway. Bases 506 to 1645 code for a protein of 379 amino acids. The transcript has a single exon. Lineage: Eukaryota; Metazoa; Nemertea; Pilidiophora; Heteronemertea; Lineidae. The record is from RefSeq and is a predicted model, not a curated record. Gene Ontology annotation, molecular function: G protein-coupled receptor activity.